CCCAGCUGUUUUUGUCCCAGCUGUUUAUAUCGACUUCCCGUAACCUUAGAUCAUGACACCUUUCAAGCCGACCAUCUAAUCGCAACAGCUGUGUAGAUCGAGACGCAGCUAUUUAUUGCAUUAGACCUCCGCAGGUCGACCUGUCUGUCGAACUGGUCUUCAAUUCCUUUGGCACAGCCGAUUUAAGGGGCCGUUUCGGAGCUUCAACCAGACCGCAAGAUGGACUACGAAGCUUUGAAGGAGCAAUGGAGCGAGGUGGAAGACCGCGAUGGCGUCCGCCUUAGCUGGAAUGUUUUCCCAAGCUCCCGCAUGGAAGCGUCCCGCCUCGUCGUUCCCAUUGGCGCACUCUAUACUCCCCUCAAGGAGAAACCCGAUACCCCGCUGCUGCAGUUCGAGCCCGUCACCUGCAAGCAGCCAUGCCGCUCUGUCUUGAAUCCCUUCUGCCAAGUCGACGUACGCGCCCGGCUCUGGAUCUGUCCCUUCUGCCUCUCGAGAAACCCCCUCCCUCCUCAUUACAAGGAUAUCACCGCGAAUGCCAUCCCGCCCGAGCUCCAUCCGUCGAACACCACUAUUGAGUACCGGCUAUCCCGCCCCGUGCCUAGCCCGCCCAUCUUCCUUUAUGUGGUCGAUACCUGUCAAGAGGAGGAUAGCUUGGCGGCUCUCAAGGAGUCUCUCAUCAUGAGCCUCAGCCUACUUCCCGAGAAUUCUCUCGUGGGGCUGAUCACGUACGGCACUAUGGCCCAAGUCCACGAGAUCGGCUAUAACGAAUGCCCAAGGUCCUAUGUCUUCCGCGGAAAUAAGGAUUAUUCUGCAAAGCAGGUCCAGGAAAUGCUUUCUCUCAUUCAGCCUGCGCUCCGCCCUGGAAUGCCACCUCAGCAGCAGCAGCCUGGUCGCCCAAUGCCCAUGGGGCCCGCCGCUCGGUUUCUGCUCCCUGUCCAGCAAGCCGAAUUCCAGUUGACCAAGGCUCUUGAGCAGCUGCAGAAAGACCCAUGGCCUGUUACCAGUGAUCAUAGGAACCUCCGUUGCACCGGCGUUGCCUUGUCCGUCGCUGUUGGUCUCCUGGAGAUCUCCUUCCAGAAUGCUGGUGGCAGGAUCAUGCUCUUUGCCGGUGGCCCUGCGACUGAAGGACCGGGUAUGGUUGUUGGCCCAGAGUUGAGGGAGCCUAUCCGCUCGCAUCACGACAUCGAUCGAGACAAUAUCAAGUAUUACAAGAAAGCGCUCAAGUUUUACGAUAACCUCGCGAAGCGGACUGCGCACAAUGGGCACAUAAUCGAUGUCUUCGCUGGUUGCCUGGAUCAAGUCGGCCUUCUCGAGAUGAAGGGCUUGUGCAACUCGACCGGUGGCCACAUGAUCCUCACUGACAGUUUUACCUCCUCCAUGUUCAAACAGUCGUUUGUUCGCGUCUUUGACAAGGAUGAUGACGACAACCUUCUCAUGGGUUUCAACGCCGUGUUGGAGGUUCUCACCACCAAGGAGUUGAAAGUCACCGGCCUCAUUGGCCAUGCCGUAUCUCUCAACAAGAAGUCGACAUCUGUUGGCGAGACAGAAUGCGGUAUUGGCAACACUUGCUCGUGGAAGAUGUGCGGUAUCGACCCGAAUGCCAGCUACGGCAUCUAUUUCGAAAUCGCCAGUCAAGGUGGCCCCUCGCAGCACCAAGGGGGCCAGCAGAAGGGGAUGAUGCAGUUCCUCACCUAUUACCAACACUCCUCUGGGCAGUUCCACCUCCGUGUGACGACCAUUGCCCGGAACCUGAGCGGUCCUGCUGGCGACCCGGCGAUUGCCCAAUCGUUCGACCAGGAGGCUGCCGCCGUCCUGAUGUCUAGGAUUGCGGUCUUCAAGGCCGAAGUCGAUGAUGGUCCCGACGUCCUUCGUUGGGUUGACAGGAUGCUUAUCAGGCUCUGCUCGCGAUUCGCAGACUAUAGGAAAGAUGACCCGACGUCGUUCCGACUGGAGAAGAACUUCACCCUGUAUCCGCAGUUCAUGUUCCACCUCCGACGAAGUCAGUUCUUGCAAGUCUUCAACAAUUCGCCCGACGAGACGGCGUUCUAUCGGCACGUACUCGAUCACGAAGAUGUUAGCAACUCGCUGAUCAUGAUCCAACCGACUCUCGACUCCUACACCUUUGACCAAGAAGGUGGCCAGCCUGUUCUUCUAGACUCAACCUCCAUCCAAGCCACCCACAUCCUGCUCCUCGACACCUUCUUCCACAUUUUGAUCUUCCAUGGCGAGACCAUUGCCGAGUGGAGGAAGGCAGGAUAUCAGGAGCAGGAGGGCUAUGAGAACUUUGCGUCGCUACUGGAGCAGCCUAAGGAAGAUGCUCGGGACCUAAUCACUGAUCGCUUCCCCCUGCCACGUUUCAUAGUGUGCGAUGCUGGUGGUUCUCAGGCUCGGUUCCUGCUGUCCAAGCUAAACCCCUCCACAACCCACACAACAGGAGCAUACGGCGGUGUUGGUGCUCAGACGGCGCAGACCAUCUUCACCGAUGACGUCUCGUUACAGACAUUCAUGGACCAUCUGAUGAAGCUGGCCGUGAGCGGAACAAACUAGAGAUGUUGCGAUCUGUCCAUAGGGAAAGGAAGGAAGGCGGUAGCUAGUAGCUAGAGGCAGGGAGGGGGUUUCGGGGGAUGAGUGGAAUUCAGUCCAGCGAUCGUAAUAAACGCUCAUAAUAAACGCUUCGUUGCCAAAGGUGUUUCUGUCUCUCUUGUGUGUAUUGUUAGCUUAGGAGCUUACUAGUCUAUCGCUUAAACUCUUGAUGCACAACCAGUCUGCGGACGGCCUCACCCGAG
Messenger RNA from Phialemonium atrogriseum, 2786 nucleotides. Its product is annotated as Sec23/Sec24 trunk domain-containing protein. Gene Ontology annotation, molecular function: GTPase activator activity; zinc ion binding. Gene Ontology annotation, cellular component: COPII vesicle coat; endoplasmic reticulum exit site. NCBI's taxonomy places the organism in Eukaryota, Fungi, Ascomycota, Sordariomycetes, Cephalothecales, Cephalothecaceae. Bases 220 to 2547 code for a protein of 775 amino acids. The record is from RefSeq and is a predicted model, not a curated record. Gene Ontology annotation, biological process: intracellular protein transport; COPII-coated vesicle budding; endoplasmic reticulum to Golgi vesicle-mediated transport. The transcript is spliced from 7 exons.